Molecule: messenger RNA, 2401 nt
Organism: Cicer arietinum (chickpea)
Lineage: Eukaryota; Viridiplantae; Streptophyta; Magnoliopsida; Fabales; Fabaceae
Molecular function (GO): protein binding; mRNA binding
Source: RefSeq, a predicted model, not a curated record
AGCUAUGUUGUUCAUUAUGCCGCUACAGCAGACGACCACGGAACAGCAGUGCAGCGGCGGCGUCCACUGCGAAGCAUUCGAUCGGAGAUGCGCGUUCAACAUGAGAGGCAGUCGUGACUGCGAACCGCGUCAAUUAGGGUUUGCAGACGAAAUCCCUAAAUUACCCCAAUGUUUUGUUUGGUUUUUAAGGGUUCAAUUUAUUUUUAAGUGACCUUAUUUGAUCUUCUUCUCGAGCGCGAACAAUUCUUGCAUUCUUCUGCAAGCACAGAGCUCUGUUUUUCUUCUUCGUCGAACACGAGGCUCUCCAUUCUUCUCCGUCCUUUGCAAACCCAAGCCCUCUGCUCUUCUCCUUCUUCCACAAACCAAGAAGAAUGAAGUUACUGUGAGCCAAAACAUAAGCCACGUUGUCCUCUAAACAAUGAAAUCGUGGAAGGUGCCAAAGCUUACUCCAUCUAUACAAGGUUCAAUUUUCCAGUCAUUUAGCAUAUCUAAGAUUUCAGAGCUGUUGGGUAAACAGCACUGGUCAGAGCUCAAACCUCAUCUAAGAGUGACCAAACCUGCAACAUUUCUAGAUCAAUUACUUAAUGCUGGAGUCGAUUCAGAACUUGUUCUUAGGUUCUUUAAGUGGUCUCAGAAAGAGUUCAGACUUUCAUAUGAUCUUGAAGCAACUGCCAAAGUUUUACAUUCUCUAGCACAUUCAAAAAGGUACCCUAAAGUCAGGUCAUUUUUGGAUUACCUUGUUAAAAAUGAGAAACAUACGGUUUCUUCUAUUUUUCACUCACUUUUGUUGGGUGGUGGUCCCUCGGGUGCUACUGCUCUCAUAAUUGAUAUGUUGGUACUAGCGUACGUGAGAAAUUUAGAGUUGCAGUCUGCAUAUGAAGCGUUUAGGCGAGCUCAAGAUUAUCGAUUUAAAUUAUCGCUGACUUCGUGCAAUCCCUUGUUGAGUGCUCUUGUGAAGGAGAAUAAAAUUGGUGAUAUGGAAUAUGUGUACAACGAGAUGAUGAAGAGAAGUAUUCACCCUGACUUGAACACAUUUAACAUUUUCAUUAAUGGUCUUUGUAGAGCUGGUAAGUUGAAUAAGGCGGAGGAUGUUAUUGAAGACAUGAAGGCAUGGGGGCUUUCACCGAACGUAGUUACUUAUAAUACUCUUGUUGAUGGCCAUUGCAAGAGGGGAAGUGCUGGAAAAAUGUACAAAGCUGAAGGUAUUAUGAAGGAAAUGCUUGCCAAUAAAGUUUGUCCAAAUGAAGUUACCUUUAACACUCUUAUUGAUGGGUUUUGUAAGGAUGAGAAUGUAUUGGCUGCAAAGAAGGCUUUUGAAGAGAUGCCAAGGCAGGGAUUAAAACCUAAUGCAAUUACUUAUAACUCGUUGAUAAAUGGUCUGUGUAAUAACGGUAAGCUAGACGAGGCUAUUGAUUUGUGGGAUAAAAUGGUUGGCUUGGGUUUGAAGCCAAAUAUUGUAACUUAUAAUGCUCUUAUUAACGGGUUUUGUAAAAAGAAGAUGAUGAAGGAAGCAAGAAUUCUUUUUGAUGAUAUAACUAAGCAAGAGUUGGUUCCCAAUGCUAUAACAUUCAAUACAUUGAUUGACGCAUAUUGUAAGGAAGGGAUGAUGGAGGAAGGAUUUGCACUGUGUAGUUCAAUGCUUGAUGACGGGAUUUCGCCUAAUGUUUCAACCUAUAAUUGCUUAAUUGCAGGCAUGUGCAGAAAACAGAACAUCCAGGCUGCCAAGGAGCUUCUUAAUGAAAUGGAGAACAGGGGUUUAAAACGUGAUGUUGUAACAUAUAACAUCUUGAUAGAUGGAUUGUGCAAAGUCGGCGAAUCAAGAAAUGCAGAAAAGUUACUUAAUGAAAUGUUCAAGCUUGGUUUGAAACUUAAUCAUGUGACAUAUAAUACUUUGAUGGAUGGCUAUUGUAUGGAAGGCAAACUCAAGGCGGCAUUGAAUGUGAGGGCGCGUAUGGAGAAAGAAGGAAAGCGGCCAAAUGUUGUUACUUAUAAUGUGUUGAUUAAAGGAUAUUGUAAAAUUGACAAGCUAGAUGCUGCAAAUAGGCUUCUAAAUGAGAUGUUGGAAAAGGGUUUGAACCCAAACCGUACUACCUAUGAUAUAGUAAGAAUGGAAAUGUUGGAGAAAGGCUUUAUUCCAGACAUAGAAGGACACUUGUAUAAUAUCUCUAGCAUGUCUUAAGCCUUAACAAGAACUUGAGAUAGAUGGGAUUUUCGUUAUCAGUGUAUUAUCUACUGUUUAGAGUAGAGCUUCAUAAAAUAUUAACAAGAUAAAUAUCAAGUUGUACAAAUCUUGUUUUUAGCUGCAUUUUCUGUGCAAGUGUAACACAAGUCUGCCAUCUUGUAUUGUUGGCAUUUCCAUUACAUACACAUUUGUUGUAUACAAUUAGUUUAUUAUGUUUUA